This is a messenger RNA of Exophiala viscosa, 2097 nucleotides long. Its product is annotated as cyclohexanone monooxygenase. The record is from RefSeq and is a predicted model, not a curated record. Lineage: Eukaryota; Fungi; Ascomycota; Eurotiomycetes; Chaetothyriales; Herpotrichiellaceae. Gene Ontology annotation, molecular function: oxidoreductase activity. The transcript has 2 exons. Bases 306 to 2018 code for a protein of 570 amino acids.
CACUUUGAGGGGGAAGCGGGGACGCCUGAGGUCCUAUGCCAAAUCACAUCUAUUCAUGCACUCGGCUCCGCUUCUGCCAGGAUGAGGAGAUAAUCGUGGACUUACCAUGGUGCAUCCUUGCAAACACCUUGUCCAGAACAAGGGGAGCUGCUGCUAACAUCCUUUUCGCCGGAUAGCCGUCGGCUGUCGCGGCGGGGCUUUCAGUGUAUAAGGAUGGUUCGACGUCCUGACACCUAGCACCUUUCGCUUGCACGUCCAGUGGUCUUGUUUAUCGAUCUUUCCCAGUCACAGCAUCUGUACACAAUAUGGGAGACCCGUCUGACGGUCAACAGAAACCGGAACGUAUCUUGCACCGAGAUCUCUUCGAGUACGCGCAACGGUCUCGCACAGAUGGACCAUAUGCAGAUGAUCUCGACAUUGAUGUUCUGAUUGUCGGUGCUGGCUUUGGUGGGACCUUCCUGCUCUAUGAGAUGCGCAAAGCUGGAUUCAAGACUGUUCUGUAUGAGGCUGGUACCAGUUUUGGAGGUACGUGGCGCUGGAAUGUAUAUCCAGGUGCCCGAGUCGAUUCGGAAGUACCUAUCUACCAGCUUGCUAUCCCGGAAGUAUACAAGACUUGGACUUGGACCACGAACUACCCAGACUAUCACGAAUUACAAGCCUAUUUUGACCACGUCGAUAAAGUGUGCGGUCUGAGCAAAGACUGCGCAUUUGGUAGCGUGGUCACCUCUGCCGAAUUCGACAAAGAUGCCGGAAAGUGGGUAGUCAAGACCGCUGACGGACGUACCGCCAAAUGCAGGUACUUGAUCAUCGCUGCUGGCUUUGCUGCCAAGCGUUACAUCCCUGACUAUCCGAGCAUGGACAAAUUCAAAGGCAUAAUGCACCACUCAUCUUUCUGGCCGCCUGAAGGGGUGGACGUCAGUGGAAAGAAGGUUGCGGUCAUCGGCACCGGUGCCUCCGGUGUGCAGAUGAUACAGGAAUGGGGACCUCAAGUCGAGCAGCUCACCGUCUUCCAAAGAACACCCAACCUCGCCUUGCCGAUGGGAAAGAGGGACUUGACCAAGGAAGAGCAGGAAGCACUUUAUCCAACCCUUGACGAAAUGCUGCGUAUGCGCGAGAAGAACUUUGCGGGAUUUACCUAUGAUUUUGAGGAGCGCAACACAUUCGAAGACUCGCCCGAAGAACGCGAAGCUGUGUACGAACGCCUGUGGAAGAAGGCUGGCUUUGGCCUCUGGCUGGGCGCACACAAGGACUAUCUGUUUGAUAUGAAGGCGAACCGGUGUGUAUACGACUUUUGGCGCCGGAAGCAAAUGACACGCAUCAAGAAUCCAGAGAAACGCGAGAUAUUGUGUCCCGCUGAGCCGCCUCACGCAUUUGGUAUCAAGCGUCCAUGCCUCGAACAAAAUUUCUAUGAAGUCCUCGAUCGAGACAACGUAAGCAUCGUCGAUAUCAGCACCAAGUCUGGCAAUGAGAUCGCUGAAUUUACUGAAACCGGCAUCAAGACAAAAGAUGGCAAACACCAUGAGCUCGAUGUUAUUGCGCUCGCCACAGGCUUCGAUAUCACGACAGGCGGUAUGACCAACAUGGGUCUCAAGUCCAUUCACGGCACGACCUUGCGCGAUGAAUGGAAAAAGGCCGCAUACACGUAUCUCGGCACAACUAUCUCAGGCUAUCCAAACAUGUUUCACCUUUAUGGACCACACGGGCCAACCUUGUUGUCUAACGGUCCGUCCAGCGUCGAAGUUCAAGGGCGCUGGAUUCGUGAUGCCAUCAAAUUGAUUGAUCGCCAGGGGUGGAAAUACGUCAACCCUACGCGCGAAGCGAGCGAGAAGUGGAAGCAGCGUAUCAACGAAUUAAGCGACAAGACUCUCCUUCCAACCACGAGGUCAACGUACAUGGGCGGUAGCGUGCCAGGAAAGGCGUUUGAACAGGUUAACUACGCUGGUGGAAUCCCGGAGUAUGUGAAAGAGAUCAGGCUGGUGCUGCCGAGUUUCUCAGGGUUUGAAACGGUGGCAGCUUGAACCAAGAGCACAGCGGGAGUUGCCUUGAAAGCGUCAUGUACACCGAUGCGAGUGCAAAUUUGAUGGCUCGGAAGGUGAG